Sardina pilchardus (European sardine) is the source of this 1643-nucleotide messenger RNA. RefSeq lists its product as uncharacterized. The coding region runs from base 20 to 1579 and encodes 519 amino acids. Gene Ontology annotation, biological process: regulation of transcription by RNA polymerase II. NCBI's taxonomy places the organism in Eukaryota, Metazoa, Chordata, Actinopteri, Clupeiformes, Clupeidae. Gene Ontology annotation, molecular function: DNA binding. The record is from RefSeq and is a predicted model, not a curated record. Gene Ontology annotation, cellular component: nucleus. The transcript is spliced from 4 exons.
AGAAGAAACACCGUUUAAAAUGGCGACAAGGAAACGAAGUAUUGUAUGGUCCUUUUUUAAAGAGGAGGAUAGUAAGAAGGUAGUAUGUUUGAUUUGCACAAGGACUAUCCAUCAUUUUGGAAAAACCACUAACAUGCUUCGACAUUUACGAUCGGAACACCCUGGCGAGUUCUCCGAUUUCAACUUCGAGAGCAUUGUAACAGGACUGACUGCUAAAACAGCAAGCAAUACAAAAAACAACCUUUCCAACGGGUUGGUAGAGGUAGCUGUGAUGCUGGGAAAACCAGAGAGCGCUCCACAAUUGAAUGGUAUAGAAGACAUGGAGGUACAUGGUGUGAUCGAGGGCAUUUUAUGUGCUUCAGCAGGACAGGGGCCUAGCAGUGAUCAGAACAGUGAGUUGGACAACGCGGACGAAGUUACAGGGGCCACUCCUUCCAGAAAGAGGAGUGCAGUAUGGAUGCACUACCAGAAGGUCGACGAUGAGAAGAAAGCCUUAUGCCUGCUGUGUAAAGAGAAGAUUCAACAUCAGAGCAGCACCAGCAACUUACUGCGUCAUCUACGGAAGAAACAUCCCUCUCAUUUUUCCCAGCUAGAAAUGAGCUGUCUCCAACAUGCUGGUGGACAAAAGAUCUACCACAUGAAUACACCUCAGGCAUCCACAGAUUUUAUUGCGAACUGUCACACAGAUUCCCAUCAAAGCAACCACACAGGAACAGCGGUCAGCUCCGCUGUCCGCAGACCUAAUCACCAAUUAAAUGCAGAAGCUGUGAUGCUGGGAAGUCCAGAGAGCGCUUCACAAGAGAAUGGAAUAGAAGACAUGGAAGUGCACGGGGCAAUACAGGGGAUUUUACGCGCUGCAGCUGGACAGGGGCCUAACGGUGAUCAGAACAGUAACACCGCUGAUGUUGAAGGAGUUACAGUGGCCACAACUUCCAGAAAAUGUAGCGCAGUGUGGACGCACUACCAGAAGAUUGACGACGAGAAGAGAGCCUUGUGCUUGUUGUGUAAGAAGAAGAUUCAACAUCAUAGCAGCACAAGCAACCUUUUGCGUCAUCUACAGAAGAAACAUCCCUCUCAUUUUUCCCAGCUGGAGGUGCACUCUCUCAAACACACUGGAGGGCGAAAGACACAAACCGAUAUACAAAGAAGCAGCCACACAAAUGCACCGAGCCUAGCUGUCAGUAGUCCUAAUUGCCAAGAUCAGCACCUGCAAUCAACUUGCCACAGCAGUAGCUCUUGCCCAGGAUUGAGUGAGAGCCGUGUACUGCAGCGUGAACGAGAGCUAACAGAGGCUCUAAGACGAGUCCAGCGUGAGGAGGGACAAUGCCUGCAACAACAGAGAGAGUUACUGGAGAAGAGCCGCGAGCUCCAAGCAGAGACACAUGCCCUUCAAACAGAAAGAUAUGCACUCCAGGAAGAGGCCAAAGUGCUGCAAAAGGAAAAAGAGGAGAUCCAAGCAGAGCGUGAAAAGCUACAGAAUGAGCGAAAGGAGGUGGAACGGCUGAAACAAGAAUUGAAGGAAGAACAGGCCAUGUUGUUGGGCCAGAGACCUGAGGCCAACUUGAUGUGUGAUUUAUGACUACUCUCUUCUAUGGGUUGUUGCCUUUGGAUGUGGUUUUUAAAUAAAUUAACAAUUGUGAAAA